Molecule: messenger RNA, 2669 nt
Organism: Pleuronectes platessa (European plaice)
Lineage: Eukaryota; Metazoa; Chordata; Actinopteri; Pleuronectiformes; Pleuronectidae
Product: sphingosine 1-phosphate receptor 3
Exons: 2
Coding region: 277-1404 (375 amino acids)
Biological process (GO): G protein-coupled receptor signaling pathway
Cellular component (GO): membrane
Molecular function (GO): sphingosine-1-phosphate receptor activity
Source: RefSeq, a predicted model, not a curated record
GUCUCAACUCGGAGUUUGGAGAUCAGAGAAAAAGAUGAGGAGCUCCGCUGCUGCACCGAACCAGCGACGAGGAACCAUUACAAAACCCUGAAGGAAAACCCAAUGUUGGAUAAACGCAGGAUCGACUCCACGGCGAGGAAAUGUGUGAGCUUAACUUCGAGGGGAAUCUGAAGCUUUGCAGGGUGUCCUACUGCAGCUGAACAAGGUGGACCUGCUGACGCUGGGCUCCCUGCUCACCUCUCACACCAAGUGUCAGCCGCUGCCUCCCCUGUGAAGAUGAUCAACCCUCAGAUAAACCUCCACUACAACUACACGGGGAAGCUGGAGCACCGGCCCAGCAUCGGCGCCAGCUCGGGCACCGUGGACGCCAAAACCAUCGCGUUCCUGCUCAUUUGCAGCUUCAUCGUCCUGGAGAACCUCAUCGUGCUGGUGGCCAUAUGGAGUAACCAGAGGUUCCACAACCGCAUGUACUACUUCAUCGGCAACCUGGCCCUGUGCGACAUGCUGGCUGGCGUCGCCUACCUGGUGAACCUGCUGCUGUCUGGAGAGAAGACCCUGCAGCUCUCGCCCGCCCUCUGGUUCGUCAGGGAGGGCAGCAUGUUCGUGGCACUGGGUGCAUCCAUCUUCAGCCUCUUGGCCAUCGCUAUAGAGAGACACCUGACGAUGAUUAAAAUGAGGCCGUAUGACGCCAACAAGAACUACAGAGUGUUCCUUCUCAUAGGGACCUGCUGGCUGAUUGCCAUAACUCUGGGAGCGUUGCCUAUUCUGGGCUGGAACUGCCUGGACAACCUCCCCGACUGCUCCACAGUCCUCCCUCUCUACUCCAAGAAAUAUGUCGCUUUCUGCAUCACCGUCUACAUGGUGUUGCUCUUGGCCAUAUCAGUGCUUUAUGCCCGAAUCUAUAGCCUGGUGAAGUCCAGCAGCCGAAAGGUGAGCAGGAACAGAAACUCGGAGCACGCCAUGUCGCUGCUGCGCACUGUCAUCAUCGUGGUUGGGGUCUUCAUCGCCUGCUGGACGCCCAUCUUCGUCCUGCUCCUGGUGGAUGUGGCGUGCGAGCAGCGCUGCCCCAUCCUCUACAAGGCCGACUGGUUCAUCGCCGUGGCUGUGAUCAACUCGGCCAUGAACCCGGUUAUUUACACUCUGGCCAGCCGAGAGAUGAGACGGGCCUUCCUUGGCCUGGUGUGUGGCGUGUGCUACAGGAAGCAGGCGUCCGCGAACGGCAGCGGGAACAGGCAGUCGCUGGAGCCCAGCCACAGCAGGAGCAAGUCGUGGAGCAGCCAGAACAACCCCAACCAGAACCAGCCGGGCUCCCGACAGGCGGAGGUGGAGAAGGAGCAGGAGACGGACGGGGCCCAUGGAGAGGUCUCAGUGGUGGCAGGAGGGGCCACCCAGGCUGUCCACUAGAGGGGAAAACUGAAAGAAGGGAUCAAGUAGUAGGUGAGGGUGGUCCUGACACAUGCUGGUGGGCCUGUGCAGUGGUCCCAGUGGACAGAAGUUAUGAUGAGAAGGGAAAUAGGUUCCGAGUGAUCUGGAAUAAAGGAUUUCUUGAAGGAAGCAAGGACUUGAAGCGUCGCUGCAGGGCAGCAGCUCCUCCUUUGUGCUUAACAUUGAUAUAUUUGUCAUCAUCCAUUAUCUGAAAACUCAUUGAAAUGUUAGAUUGAUCUGUGAAGCCAACACUUUGUCAUAGGUCAUAUUUCAUCUCUUGUAUGGGACUCAUGUAUCCUCAAAUGUGGUUAUUACGCAACAGACAAAUCGUACAUUGAAUUGUCUUCAAACUUGCAUUGUCGCAAAGAUAGAAGUUGAAAGUUUUGUUGAUAUAUGUUUUUUUUACAGGGCAAAUUAAUGGUGCUUUAAAAAAAAAACAGUUACCUCUAUCUUUACACGUAUGACCAUAGAGCAACUGCAGUUAUUCAAAUGAAAGUGCAAUUAUAAUCCUGCAAAAAACAAUGUAAUGAAGAAUGAUUGUAGACAGUAUUAGUUUUGCAAUAAGCAGUAUUUAUUAUUCUAUGCAGUUUAUUGUCAUUUACUCAGUAAUACUACUGUGCAGUUGCUGUAAUGAAAGCUGCACUGUAAAUAGUAUAUUUUGAGUUAAAAACGUAUUCGUAUUGUAUUAUUAUUAUAAUGUCAGGGGCAUCCUGUUUAAAUGACCUGGAUUAGUUAGUGCAGAGAACUGCUGCAGCUCAUUUAACAGCAGUGGUUCUUAGAGAUCGCAGAGCGCCAUCUGCUGGUUAAUGAUGGUAGUCCUCAGUGCACGAUAAGCUGCAUGCUCAGUAUCGGAUAUCUUCAAUCCUCACGUUAGUAAAAAAGCUUCAACCGCUUUGAUUAUUUGGUGUUAUUUCACCUGUUUAUUCUAGUGGUGGAAAUGUUUGAUAUCAACGCAUACAAGCAUGAAGCAAAAAACAAGCGUUCUUGAAGCAUGUGAAUGCUGCAUGUGGAUUAUAAAGUUAGAUGCAGCGGUUUAUAUGAAGCAAUAAAUAUGACUAACAUGGUAAAGAAAGAACAACGGUGAAAAUACCGUGCAAGAAAAAUUCACCUUGAUCACCUCAUGUGGCCGGAAGAGGGCGCAGUUUUGCCUUGUUUUGAGCAGUGUGCCUUCCCCAUUGCAUGCAAUUGAUCAGUUUUUAAGUUGAUCUGAUUUAUCAUACUACAAAUAAACACAUUUUCCCUUA